AUGGAGCUCUUCGUCGACGUUGUCACGAAGACCGACGAGAACUUUUGCGCCCUAUGCACCAACGAGAAGGACGUCGGCAAAUAUGGCAAUCCCCUCCACCACAAAGGGUCAUCCUUCCAUCGUGUAAUCCCCAAUUUCAUUUGUCAGAGCAGUGACUUCACUGCGGGUAACGACGGCAAGUCGAUCUAUGACGCCAAGUUUACCGACGAGAACAUCAUGAGAAAGCACACCGGGACCUGUCGAUGGCGAAGGCUGACGAAGUGGCUUGACAACAAGCACGUGGUGUUCGGGCAGGUGGUGGAGGAGUACGACAUAUUGAAGGCGGUGGAGAAUGUCGGGUCAGGGAGCUACCGGACCUCGAGACGGGUGCGACCUGGCUACAUCCUCAGCUUUGUAAUCCUCGAGUUCUUUCUUUUCAGAUACUGGCUUGCCGAAGCUAGAAGCAAUGGUUGUUGA
Striga asiatica is the source of this 456-nucleotide messenger RNA. NCBI's taxonomy places the organism in Eukaryota, Viridiplantae, Streptophyta, Magnoliopsida, Lamiales, Orobanchaceae. The record is from the annotation of a GenBank genome assembly.